GUUUAUGAUAUGUGACUAAACAUCAUUUUUUAGAUUAAGAUGUAAUUGACAUGAACCCCAAUUUUAUUUUAGUGAAUUGUUGGGCCAUUUCAGCCCAACCCAGCCCAACAAGUACCAGCGUUAACAUUUCGCGCGGCUGCUCUCAGUUUCUGACUGAGCGAGUUUCACAACCUCGCCACCCUCCUUCGACUGCCGUUUGCUAAUGGCGUCGACACCGUUUUCUGCGAUCCUCCGCCACAAGUUCCAGAACCUCACCGCAAACUUUCAGCUUCUGAGACUAUACCGCUCCGCCUCCACCACCGUCACGAAGCGGAGAGACCUCUACUCCAGAAUCAGCCCUCUCGGAGACCCUUCUGUCAGCGUUGUUCCCGUUCUCGAAAAAUGGGUCCAACAGGGUAACGCUAUCAAGGAGAAGCAGCUCCAGCUCAUCGUCAAAACUCUCCGCACCCGGAAACGCUUCACUCAUGCACUUCAGGUUUCUGAGUGGAUGAGUAGCAAAGGGCUCUGCCCAAUUUCGCCGGGUGACCGAGCCGUGCAGCUAGGUCUUAUCGGUAGAGUUCAUGGACUGGAGAGUGCAGAGAGCUAUUUUCAGAAUUUGAGUGAUAUUGACAAAACUGAAAAAGUCCAUGGUGCCCUUUUGAAUUGUUACGUGAGAGCAGGAUUAGUUGACAAGUCACUCUCCCAGAUGCAGAAGAUGAAGGAAAUGGGUUAUGUUUCUUGUCUCAAUUACAACAAUAUAAUGUGCCUCUACGCACAAAGUGACCAACAUGAGAAAGUACCUGGGGUUUUAGCAAUGAUGAAAGAGGACGGUGUUUCUCCUGACAUUUUCAGCUACAGGGUUUGCAUAAACUCUUAUGGCGCCAGAUCUGACCUCGAGAAUAUGGAGAAACUGUUGGAGGAAAUUGAAAGAGAAGGCCACACAUGCGUGGAUUGGAUGACAUAUUCUACAGUGGCCACCUUCUACAUCAGAGCAGGCCUGAAGGAGAAAGCUCUGGCCUGCCUGAAGAAGUGUGAGGACAAUUUAGACAAACGCAGCGCGGUUGCUUACAACCAUCUAAUUUCACAUUAUGCAGGUCUUGAGAUGAAGAAAGCCAUGAUGAGAUUGUGGAAACUUCAGAAGGCUAACUGUAAGAGGCAACUUAAUGGGGAAUAUAUAACCCUGUUGAGUUGGCUGGUGAAGUUAGGGGACCUUGAUGAAGCUGAGUAUUUACUUGGUGAGUGGGAGUUAUCUGGUAACACUUACGAUUUCAGGGUGCCAAACAUCCUCCUGAUCGGAUAUUCAAAGAAGGGAUUGAUUGAAAAGGCGGAAACAAUGCUCCGAAGCAUGGUUGAGAAAGGGAAGACUCCUAAUCCUUACAGUUGGUCUAUCGUUGCAUCUGGGUAUGUGGCCAAGGAGAACAUGGAGAAGGCAUUUCAGUGCCUCAAGGAAGCUUUGGCUGUGCUAGCUGAGAAUAAAGGUUGGAGACCAAAACCUAAUGUUGUUUCCAGCAUAUUGAGUUGGGUUACUGAUAACAGAGAUAUAGAGGAAGUAGAAGAUUUUGUAAAUUCAUUGAAGAAAGUGAUGUCAAUGAAUAGGGACAUGUAUCGGUCCUUGAUCAAGCUACAUGUUAGAUGUGGGAAAGAAGUAGAUGGGGUUUUAGAGAGCAUGAAAGCUGACAAUAUUGAGCUCGAUGAAGAGUUGGAGGAAAUUCUUAAGUCGAGAUUGCAAUAAUAUUGAUUAUUUGUUCUCCCUCCAUAUUUUUGUCUUACUAACAUAGCACUAUUUGCUUUUUUUUUUACCUAUUCUCUUUUUCUGGACUGAAGUUUUCUUUAUCUGUUUAAAACCUUCUUUUAUCACUGUAGGCGCUUAAUGCUUAAAUGUAACUCGAUGUAAUUUACUAAGAAUUGAAGAAUUGGGUGACAUGAUCACGGUGAUAAGUUUUUAUCACA
Molecule: messenger RNA, 1929 nt
Organism: Lotus japonicus
Lineage: Eukaryota; Viridiplantae; Streptophyta; Magnoliopsida; Fabales; Fabaceae
Product: pentatricopeptide repeat-containing protein At4g21705, mitochondrial-like
Exons: 2
Coding region: 203-1711 (502 amino acids)
Cellular component (GO): mitochondrion
Molecular function (GO): protein binding
Source: RefSeq, a predicted model, not a curated record